AUGAUGUCUCAAAACAAUACCGAGGCUGCCACCAACACCAACACUACCAACACUACUAGUAGUACCAAUACUACCAGUAGUACUCGCCGGUCGCUUCGACGAUCAUCGCAAGAUCCGGAAAGCGGAGUGGCCCUGCCUACCCUGAUACGCAUGGGUUCUACCCACGAGGAUCCGGAACACCAAGACAACAGCCACCUUAACGAUAACGACAACGAUAACGAUAUCGAGUCCGAUUCCAACACUGGACACUCCGGUACUCUGUCAGUUCCACGAGUAUCGCCAGAAACGGAACCAUCUGCCGACUUGCCUAUCCUGCUACCCAUGACGUCUACCCAUGAGGAAUCGAAGCACCAAGACAGCAGCAAUAGUGGCAGCAGCGAGGGCAGCUUUUCCAACUCCUCGGGUUCUCGUCUUUCCGUCUCCUUUGGGGACAUUAUCAUCCUCGGCGACCAAGCCAGAUCUACCGGUAUCGGGGAUUCCAGUCAAGUCUAUCAACACCGAUUCAUCCAGGGUGAUUUGGAAGAUUUGGAAGCGGGAAAGAUACCGGUAAUAAACGACGACGAACAAGACGACAAAGACCAAGAAGAAGGUCAAGACGAUCAAGACGAAGAUGCCUGCAAUGGAAUCAGAGAUGCCAUGUUGGAUGAAUCACACGCAACGCAAAAUCUAAGUUCUGCCACGGGGCAACCAGGCAGUGGUGGCGGCGGUGGUACUUCCUCUGGCUCUUCUCCGCCAGGAACUGCCCAAAUGGCAACAGCAGCAGGAAGUGCUGCAGGCGCAGCAGGAGCGGCUGGUGCAGCGGCAGCAGGGGCCGCAGCUGGAGCAGCAGGUGGCCUUGCAGGAUUAGCAGGUGUCAUUGCCGGGGCUGGAGCUGCAGCACAGGCAGGCAUAGCUGUUGGUGCAGCUACAGUGGCGGCAGCUGCAGCUGUUUCUGCAGGGGUAUCAGCGUCUAGAGAAGGAGAUAAUAGGGCUACAGGUGGUUCCGCCAGAAUGCUGGCAUUUCAGCCAAGUGGGAGGCACCUGGCAGACUUCCCUCUUGACCAAUUCUUUGCACUAUUUGCUGCCUCCAUUGGAUUCAAUAUGGAGGUUGUACUUGAAGGCAAUGGAUUGGAGCCAUUGGAUAUCACCAUCGUCACGGCAUAUCAAGAUCAGGUUCGUGUUGUGGCAGGAUCAACCAAGAGAAUCAACCCAGAUGGAACUUUUGAUGAAACUGCUGUGGUUACAGAAAUUGGACCAUCACAAGUUGAGGGAGCAUAUGGAACCAUAGUUGAAAACAAUGGAACUAUUGUGGCACCAUUUGCCAACAGUGGCUUGACAGCUAUUCAAGAGUGUGUUGAACCCGGCUCACAAAUGCUAGCCACCGACUUUUGUGCUGCUGUCAUAGAAAGAGCCAGCAAUGCUGGGGUCGAUGUCACUACUGUGUUGGAAUGUGUCAAGGAGCCAACAGCAUCGCUGGAAUGUCAAGCGACUCUUUCCAUGUUGCUUCAGGCAGCAACACCACCCUCAGAGUUGCAAUCAGAAGCUGCAAGCACUGGUCAGUCCUUUGAUGACAACCCUACUGGAUCCAUCGCUAGUGGAACUGAAGGCCUAGACUCAGCUUUGGGAAGCCAAAGCGUAGAGUUGGAUGACAACCCAACUGAUUCCAUCACAAGUGGAACUGAAGGCCUUGACUCAGCUUUGGGAAGCCAAAGCGUAGAGUUGGCGAAUCUUGACAAUACAGCUGAAAGUUCAGACCUUUCUGCAAGUCCAAUGGUGUCGCCGUCAUCCCCUGAUGGAUCCUUGAUUUCAAACGGGGCUGAUUCAUCCAUGCCAGAAGCCUUAGCCCCAGCUGGAACACAAGAGACCUCUCCAGCAACAACACCCAGCGGCGCUGAUUCUGCGGAGCAAGCAAACCCGGCUACCCCCCCAGAAGCAACUGGGGUAGCCACUGCCCCCUCGCCAAUUUCAGAUGACAUCAUGGUGGGAAGCACUCUCAGUUCUGGUUUGACGGGGCCCACCACGAUGCCUGAUGGUUCCAUAACCCUGAAGCCUAGUCUGGUUGCACCUACAGCACCUGGCACUGAAUCAAUCAACACAGCUACAUCACCUGAAUCCACAGCUGCUCCAAGUGCUUCAAGUCCAGGAUCCAUAUCUGCUUCAUCGACAAGUCCUAAACCAACGGAUUCAAUGGUCAUCACUGCACCAGUAAGCUUGACUCCAAGUGCUGUAUCAUCCAUGGAAGCACCGCCACCAGUGGAACCAGGAACGCCUACCCCACAGGCGACCUCAAUUGCACCUGCAGAGCUAUCCCCACAGCCUACAUCGACGCCUAGUACCUCCGGUACAAUGGAUUCAACAACUACUCCCAGCACGCCAAGAUUAGAAGGAUUGCCAGCCACUGCCAACCCAUCGGCAACUUUAUCUAGUGCAACAGAAUCGACCAACCCACCAUCAUCACUUGGAUCCAUGUCUGAACCAACGCUUGUGCCCACUGAUGAGCCAACCCGAACACCAACAGAAAGCCCAACAAAUAGGCCUACUGAUGAACCCACAAACAACCCAACUGCACUACCUACAAUGGAACCUACAGCAGAGCCCACAUUCAACCCAACUCCAGAGCCUACAAACAGCCCAACUCCAGAACCCACAAACAACCCAACUCCAGAACCCACCAGCACUGCUAACCCCACCACAACUCCCUUUGCUGAGCCAACCACUAUCCCCACAGUAGAACAAUCCCUGAACCCAAGCCAACAAUGCACAGAGCAAACUUCCACAACUUGGAACACUUUCUAUGUAUACUUCAACAGUGACAUAUCAGCCUUGUCCGAUGACACUCUCAUUGAUGCCUUUGAAAGUGGCUUUUCCACAGUGCACAAUGGUGCAUGUCCUCCAAUACUUACACUAGUAAGUGUAGAAAGCCGGACUCAGCGGAGAAAACUACAAACUAUCCAAUCUGUGCUGUUUGGCAUGAAUGCCACCCAUGUGAGUGGAACUGUAGUGUUGGAUGAAGCCACAGAUGCAUCUGCAUUCCUUGUGGGGUUUAAUGAUGCUCUCGCCAGCACCAGUACUGUCAGCGCCUCUGGGUUAGAAUCUUCUCUGACAAUCCCCUCAACAAGUCCCAGUGGAAACCCCACAACUGGAACACCAACAGUGACUCCUGAAAGCCCAUCACUCAUGCCCACCACUUCUCUUCCCACCGUGACUCCUGGCUCUCCCAGCACCGGUCCCUCAACGAACAGUCCCACAACUGGAAUACCAACAGUGAUUCCUGGUAGCCCCUCACUCAGGCCUACAACAGCCAGUCCACUUGGCCCCACAGUGACACCCGGAGCGCCCAGCGCCACUCCGACUACUGGAAGUCCCACAACUGGAACACCAACAGUGACCCCUGGAAGUCCCUCCACAACACCCACCACUGCUCUCCCACGGACCCCUGGUUCUCCCAGCACCAGUCCAACCACAGACAGUCCCACUACUGGGACACCAACAGUGACUCCUGGUAGCCCUCACUCAGGCCUACAACAGCCAGUCCACUUGGCCCCACGUGACACCCGGAGCGCCCAGCGCCACUCCGACUACUGGAAGUCCACAACUGGAACACCAACAACGACACCUGGAAGUCCAUCUGCUACACCCACAGCUUCUCUUCCCACCGUGACCCCUGGCUCUCCCAGCACCAGUCCCUCAACGAACAGUCCCACAACUGGAACACCAACAGUGACCCCUGGUAGCCCCUCCACAACACCCACCACUUCUCUUCCCACGGUCACCCCUGGUUCUCCCAGCACCAGUCCAACCACAGACAGUCCCACAACUGGGACGCCAACAGUGACCGCUGGUAGCCCCUCACUCUUGCCCACCACGUCGAGUCCCCUUGGUUCUGUCCCCACUGUGACACUCGGUUUUCCCAGCGCCAGUCCGACUACUGGAACUCCCACAACUGGAACACCAACAGUGACCCCUGGAAGUCCAUCUGCUACACCCACCGCUUCUCUUCCCACCGUAACUCCUGGCUCUCCCAGCACCAGUCCCUCACGAACAAUCCCACAACUGGAACACCAACAGUGA
Seminavis robusta is the source of this 4050-nucleotide messenger RNA. Lineage: Eukaryota; Bacillariophyta; Bacillariophyceae; Naviculales; Naviculaceae. The record is from the annotation of a GenBank genome assembly.